AUGGCGGCGGCGCUGUCGGUGAGCGGGGCCGGGCCCGGGCCCGGAGCGGAGCCACCGGCGGGGCCUGCCCGGGCCCCCGAGGAGGAGCUGCCGCCGCUGGACCCGGACGAGGUGCGGAACCGCCUGGAGCACAGCGCGCGGCAGUUCCGCAACCGGCGGAAGGUGCUGAUCCGCGGGUUACCGGCGGAUGUUAGCAACCAGGAUGUUCAUGAGCUGCUGAAGGAUUAUGAGCUCAAAUACUGCUUCGUAGACAAGUACAAGGGGACGGCCUUCAUCACCCUGCUGAACGCUGAGCAAGCCUCCGCCGCCAUUCGGCAGUUCCAGGGCUCGGCGCUGCGGGGCCGCCAGCUCCACCUGCAGCUGCAGCCCACGGACGCCGUGCUGUGCGUGGCCAACCUCCCUCGCCUGCUCACCCAGCACCAGUUCGAGGAGCUGGUCCGGCCUUUUGGCAACCUGGAGCGUUGUUUCCUGGUCUAUAGCCAGAGCACGGGGCAUUCCAAGGGGUACGGAUUUGUGGAGUACAUGAAGAAGGACUCGGCGGCCAGGGCCAAGUCGGAGCUGCUGGGGAAGCAGCUGGGCAGCCGGACGCUGUACGUGCACUGGACGGACGCGUCGCAGCUGAGCUCAGAGCUGCUGCACUCACGCUGCCUGUGCGUGGACAAGCUGCCCCACGGCUACGGAGACACGCGGGAGCUGCGGAGGAUGGCGGCGGCCACCUGCGAGCCCGAGUUCUGCCAGGUGGCCGUGGGGCAGGACGGGCAGCUGAAGGGCUUUGCGGUGCUGGAGUUCCCGUCCCCGGAGGCGGCCGAGCGGGUGCAGGCGGCCAUGGACGGAGCAGCGCUGGCUGGGAACCAUAUCCGAGUGUCCUUCUGUGCCCCUGGCCCGCCUGGCCGCAGCAUGCUGGCUGCGCUGAUCGCCGCACAGUCCACAGCAUUGAACCGUGGAAAGGGGCUCCUGCCUGAGCCCAACAUCCUCCAAAUCCUCGCCAGCCUCGGGAAUCCGGCAUCCCUGCAGCUCCUGCUCAACCCUCUUCUCCACGCGCCCAAGCAGGCAGGAAUUUUGGGCGCUGCUCCCUCCCUUCCCCUGGUCAGCAACCCGGCGCUUUCCACGGCUCUGCUCCAGUUGGCUCUGCACAACCAGCCACAGAAACCGGGAAUUUUGGGUGAUUCCCCCCUGAGCUCCCUGCCCCAUGCCCCGGCCCAGCCCCCAGGGAAGCUCCUGGGCGAGAUUCCUGCAGGUGCUCCCUUGGCUGGUGACAUGACCCAGGCACAGGGAAAAUCCCAAAUUUUGCCUUCGGGGAAGGUGGCCCUGACCUCGUUCCUGGCUCAGGUGGGACCCGAGAGAGACAAAGGAACCUCAGGGACCCCCGUGGGACCCCCAGGCCUCGGCCCCAAAUCCGGCCCCAAAGCCAAGCAGGGAGAGAGCGGAGCCCCUGCACCUGCGAUCUCUCUGCUGGGGGAGCCCCCCAAAGAUUUGAAGAUCCCCCUCAAUCCUUACCUGAACCUUCAGAGCCUCCUCCCCACGCCCGUGCCAGGAAAAGGAUUUCAGGCAAAACCCGGAGUUUUGGGGACCCCCAGGUCUGACCCUCUGCUCCCCCCGCCUGAAUUCACUUUGGAAUUCCCACAGGAAUUGGGACCCCGAAUUAUCCCCCAAACACGAGACCACUCCGUAUCCAUCCUGGGGGGCUUCGCCCAUGGCAGGCACAAGGUCUCCUCCUCCUCUUCCUCACCGGCGUUUGAGAGGGGGAAUUUGGGACCGCCGGUGCCCCCGUUUCUCUCAGGCUCCCCCAGUUCCUAUUUCAGCAGCGGUCUCCAGGCCGGGCUCAAGCAGAGCCAGCUCAGCAAGAGCGUCGCCAUCCCCCCGAGCUCAGACUCCAUCCUCACCUUGGCACCCCAAACCUCUCACCUGAAGACCCCUCUGGGGGGCCAAAAACGAGGAUUUUCCCACCUGCUGCCCUCCCCAGAGCCCAGCCCUGAGGGAUGUUACGUGGGCCAACAUUCCCAGGGCCUGGGGGGUCACUAUGCCGACUCCUACCUGAAGAGAAAAAGGAUAUUUUAGGGAGAAAAAAACCCAAACCACCCCAAAACCCUGCUCUGUACAUCUGUACAAACCCGGACAGGUUUUUGGAAGGAUUUGAUUAUUUGGGGGCUUGUUUUAAUGGGGGUUUAUUAGGGGGGCUUUGUUUGUUUUAUUGGGGUUUUUCCCAUUGGUUUUUUUUGUUUAAAUGUGUUGUGGUUUUUUAAUUAUUUUUUUAUUUUAUUGGGGUUUAUUCCGUGGGGGUUUUUUUUAUUUUUUUUAUUUGGGGGGGUUGUUUGUUGGAUGAUUUUGUUUGGUUUGUCUUUUUGUUUUAUUGUGUUUUUUUGUUUUGUUUUUUUUUUUUUUUUAUUGGAUAUUUUUGGUUUGGGUUUGUUUUUCUGUGGUUGUUUUGGUUUAUUGUGGGGUGGGUUUUUUAUUUUAUUAGGGCUUUUUGUUUGUUUGUUUUAGUUUAAUUUGUUUUGUUUUAUUGAGGUUUUAAUUUUUUUAGUUGUUGUUGUUUUAUUGAGUUUUUCUUGGUUUUUAACAUUUCAGUCCCCCCACACACACCUCGAAGGAUUUUAGGAGCCUCUUUGAGCCCCACCCACCCCAAAUUUUUGGGGUUUUUUCUUCCUUCCCCCCUCCCCAGAGCAGUUACUGGGAGCCCCAAAAGCCCUCCGUGCCUUAACCUGCUGCUUUUGGGGUUGGGAUCCUCAAUUUCAGGGCUCUCCAUCCUUUUUUGGUGGGAAAAAUUCACGUUUUUGGGGUCUUUUUCUUCACCAUUAAAAGGGGCAAUCCCCAUUUCGGGGUAAUUUCCCUCAUUCUGGGGUUGCUGCCCUCAUUUUGGGGUCAUUUCCCUCCCUUUUUUUGGGUGGGAUCUCCAAAUUUUUGGGGUUUCCCCCCUUUAUUUUUAGGGGACUCUUUAAACAUUUCACUGCCAUGUUUUUUUGUUGUUGUUGUUUUUUUUUUUUUUUUUUUUUUUUAAUGUUCCCCCCCUUUGUUUUAACUGGAGCUGUCUCCAUUUUAUGCUUUUUUUUCGGGGUGUGGGGGUAAAAUUAGCCUUUCUACUUAAACGCUGGGGUUUAUUUUUUUUAAACAACUAAAUCUUACUCCUUUGUCCUUUCUUUUCAGUCUGUUUUAUCUCCCCCUUCCUCUCUUUUGGGGGGAUUUCCCAGGAUUUGAAUAAUUCCCUGUUUUUACUGUCUGGUUUUGCUGUAAGGGGGGGAUGUUGGGGUGGGGGCUGUGUCCCCCCUCACCCCCCUCG
Messenger RNA from Hirundo rustica (Barn swallow), 3277 nucleotides. RefSeq names its product ribonucleoprotein, PTB binding 1 (gene RAVER1). The record is from RefSeq and is a predicted model, not a curated record. NCBI's taxonomy places the organism in Eukaryota, Metazoa, Chordata, Aves, Passeriformes, Hirundinidae. Gene Ontology annotation, molecular function: mRNA binding. The transcript has 15 exons. Bases 1 to 2058 code for a protein of 685 amino acids. Gene Ontology annotation, cellular component: cytosol.